Messenger RNA from Galendromus occidentalis (western predatory mite), 812 nucleotides. RefSeq names its product UPF0428 protein CXorf56 homolog. Bases 101 to 748 code for a protein of 215 amino acids. The transcript has 6 exons. Gene Ontology annotation, biological process: endoplasmic reticulum to Golgi vesicle-mediated transport; endoplasmic reticulum membrane organization. The record is from RefSeq and is a predicted model, not a curated record. Lineage: Eukaryota; Metazoa; Arthropoda; Arachnida; Mesostigmata; Phytoseiidae.
AAACGAAAACAACUCUUGUACUCUUAUUCGAAAUUCAACUCUAUGAUUCAAUAGACCACAGUCUGAGCUUUCAGUAGUCAUAUCCUAUCGUAGGCUCAGAAUGCCGAAAAUCGUUUCGAAGUCCAUCGUGUGCACAGAUUCGAAAGAUCAAGAGGAAUACAUCGAAAAACCCCUGAAUGUAUUCUACUGUCGGUGUGGAACGAUUGCUGUGAUUCUCGAUUGCUCUUUGGAAAAACUGCCACUGAGACCCCGGGACGGAUCGAGAGUGAUCGACGCUUCUAAGCACGUCCAUAAAGUCAGCUGUGAUCCCGAUGAGACCGUUCACCUCAAAUGGGAUGAAGGGAUAGAGAAGCAGCACCGGAAAAAAUGCAGCAAGUGUGGACUGCCGCUGCUGUACUAUCAUGACAAUUCAAGCAACAUCUUCAUCUUCAAGGGUGUCUUGACGCGCACUGCAAACAAAGACGCGUCGGCCGUUGUCAAUGAGCAAAGUCAACUCAAUGUGGAACGGAAGAGGAUUCUUGUCACGAAACAUACGAAGAAUAUGGGGAAGUUCAGCUCUGUCACCGUCAGUACGAUCGAGGACGAAGAGGAUGAAAUCGAAGAGAGAGAAAUCGCGGACUCGUACGCUUCGAACGCUCGAAUAAUCGAGAAACAAUUCAAACGGAAAGGCAUGCUGAAACGGAUUAAUGAGGCGGACACCGAGAAGGAGAAGAAGAAGAAACAGCGUGGAACUCUAUUGAAUCUGUAAUUUAUCAUCUAAGGGUGAUCUGUACAUGGAAUGUAAAAAGAAAAUAGCACCAAUAUUCAGAGAA